CUCUCGUCAUAUCACAAAAUUGCCUCAAAGCCCUUCCUCGGCCAGGGUAAUAGUGAUACAUUUAUGACCUUGCCCGUACCUACUGCAUCAACCUUUCAGUUAUCCCAUUCAAAUGCAUCCAAAACACCACACAAUGCACGCCUCCACGUUUUCAUACAAUAUAAGCAGACCAUAUCCGUUUGUAUGGUUUACUCCAGUCGUUGUGGUGGGGGGGUUGGUGGCAGGAGCCUUGACGGCAUUUCUCAGCGUCGCGACUCAGGGCUACGAAAUGUCUACCGUAUACUCGCCCAACCCCAAUUCAACGAACCCGGAUGGGAAUGUCUUCGCUCGCUGGCCUUCGUUCCUCACGGCAAAUACAAAAACUCUCUGCUCUUCCACCACGAUACCAGUCGGCACCGAUUUCUACACAAACAACACUGCGCUUCAAUACAAACUGUCGAGUAUUUGGCAGGGCGAUAAUGGUAUGAACCCGCAGAGUUUGUUUGGCUCGCUGCCAUAUCACAACAAUCAGCUGGAAAAUUGCUCUGUUGGUGCCAUGACAAUCACCUUUGAGGGACUCGACCGCAGUGCAUUGCAGAUUGCCGAACAACAAUGGGGAGCAGACUUGACAGCGUUGGUCAACUGCGGCGUAGCCACCCCGGACGGUGUGAUGAAUGUGAAUUUAACCACAACAUACAACUUCAACCCAACUGAGAGGUGGUUUGGCGUCAACUCGGCUCGAUUUCCUGGCAGAAACAAAACUACCAAGGCGAGCCUGUGGUGGGGAGAAUCAUUGCUGGCCUGGUAUUCAAUCGCCUUAACCGACGACAUGAACGUCGCAAACGGCAAGUUGGAGCAAGAGCUCAAGCCUGUCUUCAAGGGCUACGCGACUUUUGUUCGCAACGGUACUGGCAAGCCUCUUGGCUCGGAGAUCAAAUCCCUCGAAUUCUUCAACGCAGGCUGCUUCUUUGUCCCGUUUAGCGACAAUGGUAUUGAGUCGCCCGUUUACUUCUGUCACCGCGAGGGGAUGGGCAACUUUGACCUCAUCGACAACCUGGUGCAUGCCGGCGACAGCGAUGCAAACGCGCCACUUCCUGGAAUCUGGAUUUCAGCGGAUAGUUUGUCCAAGGCUUUCUACUUUACGGUUCUGGCGGAUCUUGGCCAAACCACUCCGGGUCCUAACAUCCUUGCGGACCCAGGAUUGCUUGAGUUCUUUUCAAGAAACAUCACCGAUAUCAAAACCAAAUCCAUGGCUUGGGGGGAUAAUCUCGGACUUCGAGACAUCGCCGACCUCGCCACGUCUCCGUUUAAAGAAUCAUCGAACUCAUCGCUUGGCAUCAAUUCGUCUGUUAUUGCAGCCUCAUAUCUUUGCCAAGUGCCGCGGCUCAAGAGCGCUCCCUCGCUAGCUGUAUCAGUCCUGGUUAACAGCUUCGUGUUACUCUCAGCCUUAUGGACAUUCUACAAAUGGUGCACGGAUUCUCUUUUGGCACGCAGGCACCCAGAAUUAGCGAAUUCUUGCGAGGGCUGCUUGGCGAGGCUGUCUGACAAGGCUAGCCAGAGUUAUGAUUCUCUACAAAAGCCAUCUGGGGACGGACAUUCCAGGUCUGUUAGUUAUACGGAUGAGACUUCUGACGAGGCACAUUUUAACUCCCUUCCACGACAUGGUUACCAUGUAGUUCAACAAGUAGACUAGGGUAGAUUUACGGUGUGUGAUAAUUGGCAUGGGAGCAAAUAAUUACUUUCUGGGAUAAAUAACAGCUAUAUGCAAGGUUCCAAAGAAGAAAUAUCUCAACCAAAAUUCUCCAUCACUUUGUGGCAUCAUGAGGCUGGGUGUCCUGACAGGGAAUAUCAACUUGCAAGCAUAUAAAACUUAAUACAAUAGGCCAGUAGCUUAAGCAGAUCGC
Molecule: messenger RNA, 1883 nt
Organism: Ilyonectria robusta
Lineage: Eukaryota; Fungi; Ascomycota; Sordariomycetes; Hypocreales; Nectriaceae
Exons: 1
Coding region: 113-1672 (519 amino acids)
Source: RefSeq, a predicted model, not a curated record